AUGGGUCGUGGCUACGGAUACGAUAUGAGUUACGACCGCCUCGGUGCUAUCGCCGGCCACCGUCUCGCCCAGGAGCAAGCAGUGGUCAGGGAGAAAGCGGCCAUCCUUGCCGUCCUGGAUGCCAAGGCCAAGGCGGACUUAGUCAAGAAGCGUGAAGCUGCUCGCAAGAAGGCAGCUGAGCGUCGGGGCCACGAGCGCGAGAAGAAGGCAAGGGCCAAGGCGAAGAAGGACCUAGAGCAAGCUAGUGCUAAGCUUCAACGCGUCCACAACGAAGAGCUCAUGGCGCAGCGCUUCAAGACUGAGGACGAGGACUCUUCUAUGCUCCCGUUCAUCAAGGAAGAGGAAGAGGACAACAUGGACUUCAACUUCCAGGACGACAACGCUGACAGUGAUGUCAUGGCCGUUGACCGCACGGGAAUUGAGGCACCACCAAACUCGUACGUUGAAGAGAGCGCCUUCGAGAGCGCCGCCUUCGUCAAUGCUAUGGGGUCCACGAUCAUCCGCCGCAACAGCGCCAUUGCCACCUCUGGUACCACCGAUGACCACGCUUCCGUCAACAGCAGCGUUGGCAACAGCACUCUCAGCACCUCUGCGACUGUCAGCGCCUAUGCCUAUGCCAAUAUCAGCGCCGGCACUAACGGCUUCGGUGGUACUGGUCAUCGGGCCAACGGCUACUAUGACAACAGUGCAUUCGACGAGGCGUUCUACUUCAACGAAGGCCCUGGCAGCAAGUACGCCAACGGCCGUGAGGUUGCUAUGGGCUCCUACUAUUGA
Westerdykella ornata is the source of this 774-nucleotide messenger RNA. RefSeq lists its product as uncharacterized. The coding region runs from base 1 to 774 and encodes 257 amino acids. The transcript has 2 exons. Lineage: Eukaryota; Fungi; Ascomycota; Dothideomycetes; Pleosporales; Sporormiaceae. The record is from RefSeq and is a predicted model, not a curated record.